CUCAAUCUGUAUGUGUCUCACAUGAGUUGACUCAUAGAUCCUCUUUUGUCCACAGGCAGUUGUCUUAGAAGAGAGGGAAGAGCUCUUGAAUGCUCUGCCAGUUGAGAAACCCAAUAGAACAAUGGAAAAUUUGGAUGAAGAUGGAUAUACUCAGUUGGAGUUCAGCUCUCGAGGUUUCAGCGGAAGACCUGUGUCCUCAGAGAAAGGACUUUGUGCUGCAUCUCCUCCUUGGCGUUUCAUUGCUGUGACAUUUGGAAUUCUGUGUUUGGUAAUACUGGUGCUAGCUGUGGUCCUGGGUACAAUGGGUAUUUGGAGAUCCAAUUCAGGAAGCAACCCACUGAAGAAUAACAAUUUUCCAUCAAGAAAUAAAGAGAACCACAGUCAACCCACACAAUCAUCUUUAGAAGACAGUGUGGCUUCUACCAAGGCUCUCACAACCACAGGAGGUGUUCCCAGCCCUUGUCCUCCUACGUGGGUUGCACAUGAGAACAGCUGUUAUCUGUUUAGCUCAAUACUGUAUUCCUGGAAUGAAAGUAAAAGACAAUGUUCUCAGCUGGGCUCUUAUCUCCUGAAGAUAGACAGUUCAGAAGAAUUGAAAUUCAUAGUGAAGGAAAUGUCUUCCUCUCCUCUUCAUUCAUUUUGGAUAGGGCUCUCUCGCACUCAGACUGAAGGACCAUGGCUCUGGGAGGAUGGCUCAAUAUUCUCUUCGGAACUGUUUCAAAUCAGAAGCACAGCUACCCAGGAAAUCUCAUUUCAUCACUGUGUAUGGAUGCACAUGUCAAUAAUUUAUGACCAGCAGUGUAAUAUACCCUCCUACAGUAUUUGUGAGAAGAAGCAAUCAGUACAAUGAUGGGGGUGUUGACAUGAAGGAGCAGAGAGAAAUGUGCAAGACAGUGAGGAGGACAGAACACAGGAAAGAAGGGUAUUUGAAGUCAAAGUAAAUGCUUUGACUAUCAAAAGAGCCCAGUCAUCUUUAAUGUUAGCCAAAAAACUGAGUGGAAAGACUGUGAUUUUUUGCACAUUAACUCUAUCGGUAGUUCAAUAUUAUGUUCUAAUUAAAAGAACCCAAAAAAUAGAAUCAGAGCAGCAGAACUUGAAUAUUUAUUCUACGAUUGACAUGGCACUUACCUAGGACUAACCACAAUUGCUCGGUGUUUCGAGGACAUCUUAAUUCCUGGCUCUCCCAGAGUCAUUCUUGACCUGAAAAAGUGUCACUGGAGUAGACACGAUGUGUUGCUGGGAUUUGUUCCUCCACUUACAGCAGUGCAGCCGACACAGGUGGAAGGCACAAUGCAAUUCUGAAUGAAGAAAUGAAAAAAAAAUACUGUACUGUAAUCAGAGCUAUUUUAUUAUUUUGUUUGUCAAUAUGAUCAUGAUUGUGAUCAAAAGCCCAUAACAAGCAGCAAUUCCACCUUUUUAUCUCAAUCAAAUAGCCCAGAAAAUGUCUCCAACAUCUCU
This is a messenger RNA of Phyllostomus discolor (pale spear-nosed bat), 1458 nucleotides long. RefSeq names its product C-type lectin domain containing 7A (gene CLEC7A). Bases 122 to 850 code for a protein of 242 amino acids. Lineage: Eukaryota; Metazoa; Chordata; Mammalia; Chiroptera; Phyllostomidae. Gene Ontology annotation, cellular component: cell surface. Gene Ontology annotation, biological process: positive regulation of cytokine production involved in inflammatory response; cellular response to molecule of fungal origin; positive regulation of lymphocyte activation. The record is from RefSeq and is a predicted model, not a curated record. Gene Ontology annotation, molecular function: (1->3)-beta-D-glucan binding; pattern recognition receptor activity. The transcript is spliced from 6 exons.